AUGUUUUCAGAAAGAUUAGUAAGAGUUACUUUGACUUUACCAAAAGUUGAAGGUAAUCUCAAAUGGGAAUCAGAUGCUUAAACAACUACUUCUAGAUCAAGUAUCACUCUUAUUUAUAUUUAGGAAUCAUUUCAAUCAAUGCUAGACCUUAAUAAUUUGGCAGUAGAUUUCAUAAACAUACUAUGACUUCUAUUGUCUCUCCAAAAUAACUCUAAUUAUACACUCCUAUGUAAGAAAGCAAAAGAGCAAAGUAAUUAAAAAAUAUUCCUUAUGAACUCUAAUAUUUUACUCCAAAACUUCCAAAUAAAAACUUUACUUCUAGCCAUCUAAUGAGUGAUGAAUUACUUAAACCUUCAUCUGAUAAUAUAGAAAAUAAAGACAAAUGGCAGAUUAAAUCCCAUAUUCCAAAAACAAAUAAUGUGUUCAGUUUAUGUUAAAUAAAAAGACUUAGUAAAUAAGAGAAAAAUAAUGAAAAAUCAUAAGAUUUAACUUAAAUUAGAAAAUAAAAUAUUCGAAAUAUUGAGAAUGAAAAAAUCAAAGUAAAUUUAAACUAUUUAUCAUAUUUAGAGAUAUAAUAAAUAUAGAUAAGCCACUAAAAAGUUGAUUGAUCAAUUUGCCUAAUAAUUUAAUACUCGUGCUAAAAUAGACAAUUUCAGCUUGAAUCUAUGA
This is a messenger RNA of Paramecium primaurelia, 669 nucleotides long. The record is from the annotation of a GenBank genome assembly. Lineage: Eukaryota; Ciliophora; Oligohymenophorea; Peniculida; Parameciidae.